Molecule: messenger RNA, 1669 nt
Organism: Zootermopsis nevadensis
Lineage: Eukaryota; Metazoa; Arthropoda; Insecta; Blattodea; Termopsidae
Biological process (GO): regulation of transcription by RNA polymerase II
Molecular function (GO): DNA-binding transcription factor activity, RNA polymerase II-specific; RNA polymerase II cis-regulatory region sequence-specific DNA binding
Source: RefSeq, a predicted model, not a curated record
UGCAGAUUGAUGUUCGGCAAACACAUUCUCCUCCAUCUUGACAGGAAAUACUUCUACUGCAAUAUCGUAAUUUGUCUUAUCUGAACUUGCAAUUGAAUCCUACGUUCCGUGAAUGCAGCUUGUUUGUAUGUAAUUUGGAAAAAAUGUUGAUAUUUUGGGGGUCGAUCGUAGUGACCUGUGUUUCGUGUUUCUAUUAGGUAUGAGAAGAAACAUUUUGAUUUUGGCAGCUUUUCUGUAGUGAUGCUAAUCGCGCGACUUUAAUGAUGGAAAUGAUGGGCAACAUCUAUUUGAAACUGAGCAACAGUGGUAUAAAUUAAUCCGGAAAUACAACAUCAUGGACCUAAUGAAAAUUGAUCCUGAUUCAGACAAUGAGAAUUUGACAGUGCACUUAUGUGGUGAUACUAAGGUUGCAGAUCUGAAACAUGAAGAUCAUUUGGAGACACCAAUAUUCUGUGCAGUGAAGAGUGAACCACAGGAGAAUGUGGAUGUGUUUAAAGUUGAACCUUGUUCAGAUUCUCCAUGCAGGGAUGAUCAACUCAUUCAUUAUCCCCAUUUUACAACUGUAACAUUACCACUGGUGAAAAGUGAACCUGAGGAAGAGCUAUGGGAUGUGAAAGAAGAAGUGACAACAGGUGAUCAUCAAGUGUUUUUGGGAUGUUUGGUUGAGUUCGUGGAUGAAGAUGGCCUUAGUUCUUUGGCAAAGGCAAGUCAGAACGAUUACAAAUGUGAUGUUUGUGGGCAGACUUUUGGAGAUAGUGAUUGUCUUGAGAAACACAGAUCCACAUAUGCUACAAAUAAACAUGCCAAAUAUAAUAAAAGUACAUGUUUUGGAAACAGUCAUAUUAGUCCUCAAAGAAAGCCAUUUAACUGUGAGAUUUGUGGUAAAAGAUAUUGUUAUAGAAGUCAUCUACUGGCACAUCACCGAAUACAUACAGGAGAGAAUGUUUUGAAAUGUGACAUAUGUGGUAUAGGAUUUUCAAAGCCUGGUCAACUAUUAACACAUCGUCGUGUUCAUACUGGAGAGAAACCAUUUAAAUGUGAACUUUGUGGUAAGGGAUUCGCAGCUAAUGGAACUCUUGUGGCCCAUAGAAGGAUACAUACUGGUGAGAAGCCAUUUAUAUGUGAAAUGUGUGGUAAAGCUUUUUCAGUUGGUAGUAGUCUAGUUCAACACCGUCGUACUCAUACUGGGGAAAAGCCUUUUAAAUGUGAGUUUUGUAGUAAAGCCUUUGCGCGUGCCGGACAUCUCGUAAAUCAUCGGCGUAUACACACUGGUGAUAAACCAUUUGUAUGUGACGUAUGUAAUAAAAGAUUUACUGAAUCUGGUCCUCUGGCCAAACACCGUCGAAUUCACACUGGAGAUAGGCCGUAUAAAUGUGACUUUUGUGGCAAAGGAUUUGGUGAUAGUAGCAGUUUGGUUGGUCACAAGAGAUCACACACUGGAGAAAAACCGUAUAAUUGUCGUAUCUGUAACAAGGCAUUUUCAUGGAGUGGUCAUCUUGCCACCCAUCUUCGUACUCAUACUGGCGAUAAGACUCUUGUUUGCGAAGGAAUCCAUAAUUAUUCCUAUUCAUAAGAAGGGGGCCAAGACUGAGUGUGGUAAUUACCGAGGAAUUUCACUGCUAUCAACCUCAUACAAAAUUCUAUCAAACAUUCUUUUAGCAAGAUUAAC